This is a messenger RNA of Nicotiana tabacum (common tobacco), 1046 nucleotides long. Lineage: Eukaryota; Viridiplantae; Streptophyta; Magnoliopsida; Solanales; Solanaceae. The record is from RefSeq and is a predicted model, not a curated record.
UAAAAACCCCAAAAGCCUUAAAUCCAUUUGCUAACACUACAUUAACUUCACAUAUAUACCAAACACAGCUCAAAAUGAAGACCAAUCAACUUUUCCUCCCCUUCCUCAUCUUUACCAUCUCUUUUAACUCUUUCCUCUCCUCAGCUGCCGAAGCUCCUCCAGCAGUAGUCGACAUUGCUGGAAAGAAACUCCGGACAGGCAUCGAUUACUACAUCUUGCCAGUGGUCCGUGGACGAGGUGGUGGACUCACCCUAGAUAGUACCGGCAAUGAAUCUUGUCCACUUGACGCUGUUGUCCAAGAACAACAAGAGAUCAAAAAUGGCCUUCCUUUGACCUUUACACCCGUUAAUCCAAAAAAAGGCGUGAUUCGCGAAUCCACUGAUUUAAACAUCAAGUUCUCUGCUGCCUCAAUCUGUGUUCAGACAACCCUGUGGAAGCUAGAUGACUUUGAUGAAACGACAGGGAAAUACUUUAUCACGAUUGGUGGAAAUGAAGGAAAUCCUGGUAGGGAAACUAUAAGUAACUGGUUCAAGAUUGAGAAAUUUGAACGUGAUUAUAAGCUGGUAUAUUGUCCUACAGUAUGCAAUUUCUGCAAGGUCAUUUGCAAAGAUGUUGGCAUCUUCAUUCAGGAUGGAAUUAGACGUUUGGCUUUAAGUGAUGUCCCAUUUAAGGUUAUGUUUAAGAAGGCUCAAGUCGUCAAGGAUUGAAGAAGAAAAAUGAAGUAACAAACUAGUCGCUUAAUAAUUUGCAUUUAUUCGAAUAUUUCUGAUUUGCUGAAAUGAACUACUAGUAAUAAGAGAAGCAUGAGCUUCCAAACUCAAGAAAUAUGUAUUUCAUCUAAUAAGAGAAGCAUGAGCUUCAAAAGUAAUUAAAAAAAACAAGUGUGCAUUUCAUGUCGUGUACUCUUUUGAUGAAUGUUUGUUUCUUGGCUUAUAGGCUCGAUUCGUCAGGCCUUAGACAUUAUUGAUAUUUGAUCUAUUUGCAUUUGUUGGUUAUGCUGAAUGUACUACACCUUGUAUUGUGAAUUAAUGUCGUCUAUUAUUUCC